AUGAAUAAUAGCAGAAACAAUACUGCUAGCGGUAGGAGUAUUGUAAAUAAUGGUAAUACAUCGAAUAGGAACAAUCUAGAGACUCCGAGAUCUCCAUCUAGGUCUACUCGGAAUUUGGAACCGCCCAAGUUAAACGAUGGUGGUGCAUUACCAUCGUCAUCUCCAAGACGAAGAAACCAAAAGUCGAUAUUUAGUGACAGAUAUAUUCCCAACCGUACGGGAAUAGAUUUACAGGCAGCAUUCAGUUUGUCAAAUCAGGAAAUAUUGCCAGAGAUCAAGAAUAGACAAGAUAGAAUAGACAAUGAGAUUGAAAUAAGAAAAGAAGAAGAGGCAAACCAGACAUUUUCAACGAUUUUAAAGGCAGAAUUAUUUGGUGACAAUGUACCUAUGGCAACAGCAAAUUUGAGCAAACCAGCUAAGGUGUCGAACAGUAGGCCCAAUAGCACGGGCAAUUUAAACUCUACUGCGUCGUCUUCUUCGCUACAUUCAAUUCGAUCUUCAGGCAUGCCUGAUAAUUCCAGCACUGGUGGAGAUGAGAGUACUACAGGUAAUACUAGAAUCACACCACCACGGUCUACCAGAAAUAAUGCUAGCAACAACUCCCUCGCCUCUGGCUCGGUCAAUACUACAACAAACCACGAUUCCAAUAGCAUCACCAAUACCCCAAGACAAACUGCCAAUUUGUUUACGUACCAAUCUCCUAAAAAAAAUAGGCCUGUAUCUAGAGACUUACAGAAUGAACUUUACUCGUUGUCUCCUGUCAGACAAGAAUCGCAAAAACUUUUACUAUCGCCGCAGAAGAAACCCAGAAAUAUUUCGAAAGUUCCCUAUAGGGUGCUAGAUGCACCGGAAUUAUCGGACGACUUUUAUCUCAAUCUCGUCGACUGGGGUCAACAGGACAUUUUAGCCGUUGGCCUUGGUGAUAGUGUGUAUCUUUGGGAUGGAAGCACGCAAUCGGUCGACAGAUUGUGCAAUUUAUCCAACAAAGAUAAGGUUACUAGCAUUAAUUGGAUUGGAUCUGGAACACACUUAGCAGUAGGUACACUGAAGGGUUUGGUUGAGAUAUGGGAUGCUACAAAAAUAAAGUGUGUCAGAACAAUGACAGGUCACAGUUUACGAGUAAGCUCGUUGGCAUGGAACGAACACAUUCUCUCGAGCGGUUCAAGAGACAGAACAAUUCUCAAUAGAGAUGUCCGGAUCGAAAACCAUUAUGUCAACAAGUUCGAAGCCCACAAACAAGAGGUGUGCGGUUUGAAGUGGAACGUCGAGGAGAACAAAUUGGCCAGCGGUGGUAACGAUAAUAAAUUAUUCAUCUGGGAUGGGUUGAACACAAAGCCACUAUACCAGUUCAAUGACCACACUGCUGCCGUCAAGGCCAUCUCUUGGUCUCCUCAUCAAAGAGGCGUUCUCGCAUCUGGCGGAGGAACUGCUGAUAAAACUAUCAAAACCUGGAACACCCUAACCGGCUCGUUGACAAACAAUGUGAAUACGGGAUCACAAGUAUGCAACCUAAUAUGGUCCAAAAAUUCAAACGAAUUGGUCUCCACCCAUGGAUUCUCCAGAAACCAAAUCAUUGUGUGGAAAUAUCCGUCCAUGCAGCAAAUAGCUCAAUUAACCGGACAUACAUACAGAGUCUUGUACUUAUCACUAUCACCAGAUGGGGAAACAAUUGUAACCGGUGCUGGUGAUGAAACCUUAAGGUUUUGGAAUGUUUUUGAUAAAAAUAAGAACGAUGAGCCACCCUCAUCUGUCUUAUUGGAUGCAUUUCUGCAACUCCGCUAG
This is a messenger RNA of Debaryomyces fabryi, 1782 nucleotides long. RefSeq names its product Cdh1p (gene CDH1). The transcript has a single exon. The record is from RefSeq and is a predicted model, not a curated record. Gene Ontology annotation, biological process: positive regulation of ubiquitin protein ligase activity; positive regulation of anaphase-promoting complex-dependent catabolic process; anaphase-promoting complex-dependent catabolic process. NCBI's taxonomy places the organism in Eukaryota, Fungi, Ascomycota, Pichiomycetes, Serinales, Debaryomycetaceae. The coding region runs from base 1 to 1782 and encodes 593 amino acids. Gene Ontology annotation, molecular function: ubiquitin ligase activator activity; protein binding; anaphase-promoting complex binding. Gene Ontology annotation, cellular component: anaphase-promoting complex.